UGCUUGCCGGCGGUGUUUAGAGAGACGACCGGAGAUUCGGUUCCAAGGCACAGCAUUCACGAAACAUUAAUACACUCGUCUGCUCCCAAACGGAUUGCUCUUGGUAUCACUCUACAACACUACAACACAAAGCACACUAUCAGACAACGCUUUGAUCUACCAGCUUUCGAAGAACCAUCCACGCCAUCAUAGUACUUCGGCACUCGAUAACCUAGCUCUACUCCGAACAACUCUAUUGGCUUCGGGGUGACUCAGGCAGAACGAUUUCGCCAUUCCAGACCAGACUCACAACUACUUUGAGUCACUUGAUCAAUCUAACAAAAUGACUUCCCGACUACGACUUCAAUCUUCUUUCGAACCAUUCCAGGCCACCGCAGUUGUCCAGACAUCACCCACACUGCCACCAGCCAAGAAGCAAAAGAUGUCUCUCACACAAACAUACUACGUCGCCUCCACUGCGAGGACGAAGCUUGGACGUGAAGCAGGCCGUGCAGACCACGACUUGCGAUUGCUCGUCGGACACGCCAACCUUUUGGAUUCUCUCAUGGUCGAGCUCGCCGACGCUGAGCGCGAACAAGAAGCGUGGUUCAACCAAUCUGUCAAGAAGGCUUCCAAGUCCGAAGAGCCACGACACGUGCAAUGGAUCGACACUAUCGCAGAGGAUGACGAGGACGACUCUGAUCUCGAAUCCGACGACGGAUCAGACAUUUACGACGAGGACGAGGAGAUGUUCAACAUCCCACUCAGGAAGAUCCGAUCACCACCAGUUGAGAUCUCAUCACACGAGGUUGAUGAGGAUAUGGAAUCCGAUGACGAUGAGUACGAGGAGGAGCUCGCUCUCAGCCGAGUGCCGUCAAACCGCCACUCUCCUCCAGAACUCACUCUCGACUCCGACUCGGACUCCGAAGACGACAUGCCAUCCUCACCUGAGCAAUCACUCUUCGAGCUCAGCGAAAAGGAACGACAACAAAUAGCGACGACAGCCUUCUACGACUCCAAACCAUCAGGAGCUCUAUUGGCACAACAACAUCAACAACCGAUGAUCGCGGCGUGCUAAAUUGGUUCUUCUGUCACAUUUUUGGGUUGUCGUCGAGCGUUUCAGCGAGCGAUAUGAUUUUCAGCAUGGAGUUUCAACGGGUAACGGUACCACAAAGAGAUACCAUGGGCGGGCAUUAUUUGAUGUAUGAUUAUUAUUUGCAUGGCAGUUCUCCCUGUUAAGGUUGAGAGAACGCCUCAGCGGCGGGAUGAGGUUGAUGGGGAAAGAUCUUUACUCGAAACAAAUCGAAUCUCAAUGUCACACACACACCACACUCUACUGUCUCUCUCAUCUUCUCUCGUCUUCCUCAUCUCCACAUCGUAUCAAGCUUGCGAAAUCGAUAAGGAAAGAAGAAAAAGUUUCUUCGCCCUUGUCGGCGAUACCGUACCAAUACU
Messenger RNA from Cercospora beticola, 1431 nucleotides. RefSeq lists its product as uncharacterized. The record is from RefSeq and is a predicted model, not a curated record. Lineage: Eukaryota; Fungi; Ascomycota; Dothideomycetes; Mycosphaerellales; Mycosphaerellaceae.